Mitosporidium daphniae is the source of this 2322-nucleotide messenger RNA. RefSeq lists its product as uncharacterized. The record is from RefSeq and is a predicted model, not a curated record. The transcript has 6 exons. Gene Ontology annotation, molecular function: 3'-5' DNA helicase activity; ATP binding; hydrolase activity. Gene Ontology annotation, cellular component: transcription factor TFIIH holo complex; transcription preinitiation complex; nucleotide-excision repair factor 3 complex. The coding region runs from base 1 to 2322 and encodes 773 amino acids. Lineage: Eukaryota; Fungi; Microsporidia. Gene Ontology annotation, biological process: nucleotide-excision repair; transcription initiation at RNA polymerase II promoter.
AUGGAUGUUGAUACUCCAAAAGCAUCAUUUUUGCAAGAUGUCUCUGCAGGAAACUCAUUCGAAUGCUCUAGCCAUUCGUAUUUUUCACCUUCGGAUCCAGAACUUCCGAUAUCUCACCUAUUUACGUCAUCUGCAUCUAGCACAUCGCCUUUUUUUAUCUCAUUAAGAGCAAAUUCUUCUCAAAAGCCGAUUUAUGUUAAUGAGGAUGGAAGGAUUUUCUUAGAGACCUUUUCUCCUGCGUUUUCAAUGGCACAAGAUUUUUUAAUUGCCAUUUCUGAACCAGUUAGUAGACCAAAUAUUAUUCACGAAUAUCAAAUUACACCAUAUUCCCUUUAUGCCGCUGUAUCGGUUGGACUUGAAACCGAUGCAAUUAUUGAUGUUUUAGACCGAUUCAGUAAGACCGAAUUGCCCACAGCGUUGGUUUCGUUUAUUCGAACCUGCACCCUAAGUUAUGGCAAAGUUAAAUUGGUCCUGCAUCAAGGUCGAUAUUGGAUCGAAACUGCAUUUCCUGAUAUCAUACAGAUGCUUUUAAAAGAUCCUAUAAUUGCAGAGGCAAGGAAAUCAUUACCACCUUCUUCAGAUAAUUACUCCCUAUCUUUAGCAAAGGAUUCUUCUAUUGAUAUCCCAUUUUCAGAGGAGACAAAUGAAAUUGAAAACUCGACAUUUUCUUUUGAAAUCCCAGCAGGCUCAGUUGAGCUGGUGAAGCGCAGAUGCAUUGAAAUUGACUAUCCAAUGUUAGAGGAAUACGAUUUUCUAAAUGACCUUCGGAACUUUCCGUUAGAUAUUCACUUGACAGCAACCACCUCCAUCAGACCGUAUCAAGAAGUUGCAUUAUCAAAAAUGUUUGGAAAUGCAAGAGCAAGAUCUGGAAUAAUUGUCCUUCCUUGUGGUGCUGGAAAGACAUUGGUUGGCAUUGCUGCCACUAGUACAAUCAAAAAAAGCACCCUUGUUUUGUGUACGUCUGGCGUAGCCGUUGAACAAUGGUAUCAACAGUUCCGUCAAUUUUCUACUAUUUCUCCCGAUUUGAUGGCACGAUUUACGUCUUCAACCAAGGAAUCGUCUAUUGUGAUCAACGAUGAUGAUGACCACCCUCAAUCCGCUUUGGUUAUAAUCACCACAUACACAAUGGUUGCUUUUAGUGGGAAGCGAUCUUACGAGGCUCAGCGUAUGAUGACGUGCAUAAAAAAGAUCGAGGGCCUAUUGUUACUUGACGAAGUGCAUGUCGUUCCUGCCAAUGUUUUCCGCCGCGUUUUGACCACCGUGGCUGCUCAUUCAAAAUUGGGACUUACUGCAACCCUAGUUAGGGAGGACGAUAAAAUUGCCGAUCUAAAUUUUCUGAUCGGCCCCAAGCUUUAUGAGGCCAACUGGCUCGACCUAAGCCGUCAAGGCCACAUAGCCACUGUGAAGUGCUCUGAAAUUUGGUGUCCAAUGACUUCUGAUUUUUAUCGCGAAUAUCUUGGGGCUUCUGGUAGGCGAAGGCGUCUUUUUUACGUCAUGAAUCCAAACAAGUUUCAAGCGUGCCAAUAUCUGAUCGAUAGCCAUGAAAAAAAGGGCGACAAGAUAAUCGUUUUUUCAGAUAAUGUUUAUGCCCUCAAAGUAGGGGCUUAUGCGCUCAAGUUGAAAAAGCCAUUCAUUUAUGGCCCAACCUCUCAAGUUGAACGGAUGCGGAUAUUGCAUCAAUUUCAAAACAACCCAAAUCUUAACACCAUAUUUCUUUCCAAAGUUGGAGACACGUCCAUUGAUCUUCCUGAAGCCACGUGUCUCAUCCAGAUAUCAUCACAUUAUGGAUCGAGAAGGCAAGAGGCACAGCGAUUGGGACGUAUUCUCCGUGCUAAGCGACGAAUGGACGAUGGAUUUAAUGCCUAUUUUUAUUCCUUAGUGUCAAAAGAUACCGAAGAAAUGUUUUAUUCCACCAAACGCCAGCAGUUUCUUAUUGACCAAGGCUAUACUUUCAAAGUGAUCACGGAAUUGGAGGGAAUGAAAAAAAAUAGACACUCCUUGGUAUAUUCGACCCAAAAAGAGCAGUUAGAGUUGUUAAAAUGUAUAAUAUUGGCUUCUGAAACCGAAGUGGCUGAGGAUGAAAAUCUGGGCACCUCUGCAGAUGACAUUGAUGGCCCCGACACAGGAUAUGUCUCCUCGGAGGCCCAAUUAAGAGCGUCAACCUCGCCUCACAAAUCGCUUUCUUCAUUGACAGGUGGAUCCGACCUUGUGUAUGUGGAGAAAAACAAAAGGAUAUCCACUGCUGUCGCAUCUACGAAAGGCCAAUCACAGCAGACCAGCCGACAUUCCUUAUUUAAAGCAUACUUUAAAUCCAAAAAGUGA